Messenger RNA from Micromonas pusilla CCMP1545, 3438 nucleotides. RefSeq lists its product as uncharacterized. Lineage: Eukaryota; Viridiplantae; Chlorophyta; Mamiellophyceae; Mamiellales; Mamiellaceae. The record is from RefSeq and is a predicted model, not a curated record. Gene Ontology annotation, cellular component: centriole; centrosome. The transcript has 3 exons. Gene Ontology annotation, biological process: centrosome duplication; smoothened signaling pathway; mitotic spindle organization. The coding region runs from base 1 to 3438 and encodes 1145 amino acids.
AUGAGCGACGAUCGCGCGGCCGCCGCGGAGGACGCGAGCGCGUCCUCCUCCUCGCUCGAUCGCGGCGGGACGUUCUCCUCGGUGGACUACCCUCCCGCGCCGCUGUUCGCGACGACGCGGAGAUUCCCGUCGUCGUCGUCCGCGAUGAACGAUCGCGCGUACAGCUCAGCCUACUUCCCGUCGUCCUCCUCCUCGCUCACGGCGUCCGACGCCGCGCCGAGGCCGCGGCGCGCCGCCGCGACGGAGGCGGAGGAGAAGGACCCGAACGCGAUCGACAUCGAAGCGCUGAAGCGGUCGGUGAUGUGGCCGGAGAAGCGCGCGCGCGCGCUCGGCAUCAUAACGGACCCGAUCGUCAGCGCGUCCACCGCGCCCGGGAGCUUCCGAUUCCCGUCCUCGCGGCGCAGCCUGUGGGACGCCACCGCGAUCGGCGACGCCGUCCACGUGUCGUCGCACCAGCACGCGCCGGAGAUCAGGGUCUCCGGCGCGAUCACGGCCGCGCUCGCGAGGGCGGCGACGAAAGCGCGGAGUCGCGCGGAGGACGCGCGGUUUCAGAUCAUCGAAUCGCGCGACGACGCGCGGCGCUACGCCGGCGACGACGCGGGCGCCUCGGACGUGAAGGGCGUCGAGGUCGUCCGCGUGCGAGGCGACGUGAAAGUGCGCGACGUGACGACGCUGGACGCCGCCGACGACCGUGCAGGCGUAACGGACACGAUCAUGACGUUACGGGACGUCGCGGCGAACGGCGACGCGUCCGACGGCGCCGCCGACGACGCCGGCUGCGUCGUCGUCGACGCGCGCGCGCUGGAGGACGUCGCGGGGGAGACCGAGGACGCGACGCGCGAGCGGUUGAAGGCGACGACGCUCGCGUGGGAGCGCGACGCGGACGCGGUCGCGAAAGAUUUCGUCCGGAGGUGCAGCCGGAGGGUGACGCUCAGGCGCGUUUUAUCUCACGCCGGUUCCCUGUUCGUGAUGUCGCCGAUAUUCCCCCCGCGCGUCGCCGCGGACUCGCCCGUGCACGCGGACCUCCUCGCGAAGCAGAGGCGUCCGGCGGACCCGGAGGCGUCGAAAAUCGAAACCGGCUUCCUCACGAUGGACCAAUCGCGGCGACUCGUGCCGCUGCUCGAGACGGAGGACCGCGCGUUCUCCGUCCCGCUCGUCGGCGUGUGGGUCAGCGGCGUGUCCUCGAUCGCGCACCUGCACGCGUGGGCGGCGGCGGCGCGGUUCCACGCGCACGACGGGAUCGCGGACAAGGCGACGCGCGACGGAAGUUUUCUUCUCGCGGCGUACAUGCCUCGAUCGAAGAUGCCGGGGCCGGCGAUGUACGACGUGAGAGUCACCGGCGGCGCGGCGUCGUUCGCGAGGUACGUCGCGACGAUGACGUGCGGCGCGGGCGAGGCCGCGGAGGCGAAGUUUCUGUCGCGAACGGAGAAGGCGAAGGCGGUCGCGUUGGAGGGCGGCGAGAGGGCGUUUCUUCUUCGCGCGAGUCGAGACGAAGAGAAGAAACGCGGCGUCUCCGCCUCCGCCGACGCCGCCUCGGGCGGCGGUCCCGCGCCGCCCACGAGCGGGGAGGUCGCGUACGCCCCCGGGGCGUACGAGCGCGCGAGAAAGAGCGCGCGCGAGCUCGCGGACGCCGCGCGCGCGGCGCUUCUCGACUUUGAAACGGCCGAGGAGACGGCGGCGCGCGCGGCGGCGCGCGGCGCGCCCGGGUGGCGGCCGAUCAAGCCGCCGCCGACGGCGUACGAGACGGCGACGGCGCGGAACCGCGCCCGCGCCGCCGACGCCGCGACGCUGACGGCGACCGUUCGCGCGUCGACCGACGCGGACGUGGACGACGCGACGUUGCGCGCGUCGAUGGAGACGCUCUCCCCCGCGGCGCGGAUGAUCGUGUUGGAACAGCAGCGCGCGAUCGCGGCGUUGAAGGAGCAAGUCGAGCUUCUGCGGUGCGAGGCGCGGUCCGUCGCGAGCGGCGAGGACGGGGUCGGGGUGGAGUACCAGCGUCUGGGAAGCCACGACUCCGGCGAGGAGGACGAGGACGAGGACGAGGACGAGGACGCCGGGCCGAUGCCGCUGGACGCGAAGGCGGUGUGGUGGGGCGGCGGCGUGCCGGAGCUUGAGGCGAACGCUUUCGUCGCGGCGGUGGAGACGGCGGCGUUGAAAGCGGCGGAAGCUCGCGCGACGUCGUCGACCGCCGCCGCGUCGCCGUCGCCGCCGCCGCCGCCGCCGCCGACGACGUCGACGAACAAGAAGCCGCGGAAACCGAACGAGCCCGCGCGCGACCCGGGGUUGAUGCCGUUCGUGGACUUGCACGACUUCGAGUCCGACGCCGGCGAGUCCCCGACGGAGCGCGCGGUGGACCCGCUCCCGCAGGCGGACGACGCGGAGUUAUUAGACGCGGAGUUAUUAGACGCCGCCGCCGCCGCCGACGACGACCGACCCCGACCGCGGACGCACCGCGAGCCGACGGUCGGGUACGCGUCCACCGGUUUAGGCAUGGAGCUCACCGGCGUCGCGCUGAGCGACGUCGAGGAGAGCGACGGCGACGGCGACGCGGACGCGGCGACGUUCAACGACGACGGCACCGUGCGCGAGUCGCUCGGCGACGCGACGCGUAAGUCGCAGCUGAUGGUUGACCCGACGAUGCUGGAGGGCGAGGCGCUGAGGAAGCUCGUCGCGAGAGCCAAGGCGGAGCUCAUCGGCGAGGUGCUCCGAGGCCGAGACGCGGAGAGAGACGCGGACGGCGGGAGCGGCGACGACGACGACCUCGGCGACCUCGGCGACGACGUGGACGCGGAGACGCGAGUCGUGCUCGGCAAAGACGCGCUGCUGCGCGAGGCGGUCAAGAGAGGGUUGGACCCGAUGUAUCCGGUGAUCGAUCACGUCGCCGCGGAGGAGGAGGAGGAGGAGUCGCUGGACGGCGACGAGGACAUCAUCAGGAAGUACGCGGUGGGGGAGGGCGACGAGGGAGGAGGUCUCUCUUCGAGCGCGCGGCUCGCCGAACUCGAGGACUGGGAGGAGCGCGCGGACAAGGAGGAGGCGAGAGCCGCGGCGGUCGCCGCCGGCGAGGAGGUGCCCGUUGAGGUGUUCCACGGGAAAUCGUUCGCGUCCGUCGCGGAGACGGCGCCGGCGGCGGAGGCGCCGGCGCCGGCGGCGAGCGUGGACGUCGCGGACGUCAAGCUGAAGGACCCGGAGACGCGGUGGCACGCCGCGGGCGCGGUCGCGGAGGUCGUGACGAGCGCGCGCGGCGGCGGCGGCGGGGAGGAUGGGGGAGACGCCGAGGAGGUCGCUGCCGAGGUCGCCGCCGAGGAGGACGCGCCGAGCAAGCCGAAGACGGCGGCGGAGCUCAGAGCCGCGAAGAAGGCGAAGAAGAAGGCGAAGAAGGAGAAGAAGGGCAAGGCGCUCCGCGAGACCAUGGCGGCGCGCGAGGACGACGACGAUUGA